Messenger RNA from Osmerus eperlanus (European smelt), 2630 nucleotides. RefSeq names its product X-ray repair complementing defective repair in Chinese hamster cells 5 (gene xrcc5). The transcript is spliced from 21 exons. The coding region runs from base 50 to 2230 and encodes 726 amino acids. The record is from RefSeq and is a predicted model, not a curated record. Gene Ontology annotation, cellular component: nucleus; Ku70:Ku80 complex. Gene Ontology annotation, biological process: double-strand break repair via nonhomologous end joining; DNA recombination; telomere maintenance. NCBI's taxonomy places the organism in Eukaryota, Metazoa, Chordata, Actinopteri, Osmeriformes, Osmeridae. Gene Ontology annotation, molecular function: double-stranded DNA binding; damaged DNA binding; telomeric repeat DNA binding.
ACUGACAAGACAGUGGGACAGAAGCUUGGACGAGGGAAAGGGAGUGAAAAUGGCUCGGUCUUCGAAAUCUGCAUUAGUGCUGUGCAUGGACGUGGGGUUCUCCAUGUCCAACUCUGCUCCAGGCCAAGAAUCACCAUUUGAACAAGCUAAGAAAGUCAUCCAGAAGUUUAUUCAGAGACAGGUAUUUGCUGAGAACAAAGAUGAGCUGGGCCUAGUAUUGUUCGGCACCGACACCACUAAGAACCUACUGGCUGAUGAUAGCCAGUACCAGAAUAUCACUGUUCAUCGCCAUAUGAUGCUUCCAGAUUUUGACCUGCUUGAAGAAGUCCACAGUCAGAUACAGCCUGGUAGUCAACAGGCCGACUGGUUGGAUGCUCUUGUUGUGUGCAUGGACCUCUUACAAAAGGAAUCUCUAGGAAAGAAGUUUGAGCGUCUCAACAUUGCCAUCCUAACAGACCUCCACACCAAGGUCAACACAGACCAGCUAGAUGUCAUCAUUGAAAACCUGAAGAAGGCCAGCAUUACUCUGCAGUUCUUCUUGCCCUUUCCUCUGGAUGAUGAAGAUGAGGAGGACGGGGAUGGAGCAGGAGGAAGCUCUGGGCGCCCGGCCCACAGGGGGAAGGGUCUGUCCAGGGAGCAGAAGCAGGGCAUGGAGACGGUCAGGCAGAUCAUGCUGGCUCUGGAUGAAGAGGAUUGCCUGGAGGAAGUGUACCCCUUCAGUGAAGCCAUCGAGAAGCUGUCCAUCUUCAAGAGCAUUGAGAGGAGACCAACAGCCUGGUCGUGUCAGCUGACCAUCGGCAGCUCCCUGUCCAUCAAGAUCCUGGGAUACAAAGCAGUGGCCAAAGAGUCUCUCAAGAAGUCGUGGAUGACGGUCGAUGCCCAGACCAAUCGGAAGGAGGAUGUGAAGAGAGAUGUGGUGUUCUGUCUGGAGGAUGACAACGAGACAGAGGUUGAGAGAGAUGACACCAUCCAGGGGUUCCGCUAUGGUAGUGACAUCGUCCCCUUCUCUAAGGUGGACCAGGACCAGAUGAAGUACAAGGCUGAGGGGAAGUGCUUCGCCGUACUGGGCUUUGCCAAACAGAACAUGAUACACCGCCACCACUUCAUGGGAGACAAGAUCUUGAAGGUGUUUUCCCCCAAGGAUGACGAGCAUGCUGCAGUUGCCCUCUCUGCUCUCAUCCGAGCGUUGGACGAACUGAACAUGGUGGCUAUCGUCCGCUACGUGUAUGACCGACGUUGUAACCCCCAAGUAGGGGCCGCUUUCCCUUGCAUCAAGGACAAGUAUGAGUGUCUGAUGUACGUUCAGCUGCCCUUCAUGGAAGAUCUGCGACAGUUCACCUUCCCUUCUCUGGAGAACAACAAGAAGUUCACUCCCUCAGAGGCUCAGUUGGCAGCCAUGGACUCUGUCAUAGACUCCAUGAUGCUGGUGGAAGAGGGGGAGAGCGGGAAGCAGGAGGACUUGUUCAAGGUCCACCACAUCCAGAACCCAACCUUCCAGAGACUGUUCCAGUGCCUGCACCACCGGGGGUUGAACCCCGACACCCACCUCCCUUCCAUAGAGCCCUGGCUGCUGGCUGCUCUGGAGCGCCCCCCUAUGGUCAGUGCACGCUGUCAUGCGCCUCUGGAGGAACUGAAGAAGAAGUUUCCCCUCAAGGAGGCGGUGAAGAAGAAGGAGCUGAAGACUAGCAUCCAGAUAUUUGGUAGCAGCUCUGAGGAGCCCGAAGCUAAGAAGGUGAAGCUGGACGAGGACGAGGACUUCAACCUGGCCGACAUCACGGCAGGCAGCGUCAGUUCGGUGGGCAGUGUGGACCCAGCUAGAGACUUCUGCAGUCUGGUCCGCCAGAAGAGCCUUCCGUUUGGAGAGGUGUGUCAACAGCUGAUUGGUAGAAUCGAGCAGCUGGUGUCGCAGAAGAGUACUCAUUACUAUAUGAAGGCCAUCUCCUGUAUCCAGGUCUUCAGAGAGCAGUCUGUCAAGGCUGGGAAUGCUGAGCUAUUUAACAGCUACCUCCAGUCCCUGAAAAGAAGCAUUCCAGACCGUGGCCUACAUGACUUCUGGGGGCUGCUGGCUCAAGAUGUCCUGACUCUGAUCAACAAGGACGAGGUUGAGGGAAGCUCUGCCUCUAAACAAGAAGCCAAUGAGUUCCUGUUGAUGGGGGAGAAGGAGGAAGUGACGGCUGCUUCUGCAGAGGGAGGUGCUGAUGACGUGGAUGACCUGCUGGACAUGAUGUGAACACACAGCUGUUUGAAAGGGCGGACCCUGAAGGAAAAGUACCACCCCAGGGAACCGGACCAAACAGAACCACACCGCAAGCACUCCCACACGGCUAGUUCACAGACUGGAGGUCUUUGUCCAGAUAUUAAAUGUUGCUCAGCAGACUAGCAGCAUUCACUGAGUCACUGACCACUAAUGUUUUCACUUUAUCAACUUGAGUGUCUUUGGUUGAGAUGCAGCAGUUGAGUAACUGAGACAAAAGUCGUUUUAUUUUUUUUGUUAACUGGAAAGUUGUAAUUUGUUUAAAAAUGUACAUCCUCAAAGGACACGGUACUUCACCCAACAGAAACCAACAUCUACAUCUGUAACUUUGUCUUGCUCCUGAUGUUAGAAUAAAGUCAUGUUUGGUGAGCGGUGA